AUGGAACUUCCCGCAACAAGGUUACGAAAAGGACUAGUGAUUUUUCCUCUUAUUCUACUUACAAUAGCUCCAAUCCUUUAUCUCCUUUUUGGUUAUCCUCUCUAUUAUUCAUCAACAUCGAUAUACAAACAUUUAACAAAUUCAUCAUCAGAUCAUCAUAACACAUCAUCAGAAUUGCAUGAUAAUGAUUAUGACGACACAUAUCAUCCCAAGCCAUCAUCUUCAGAUGACAAUCAUUCCAUCUCAUCGUAUAAAGAAACUCCUAAGAAAGAGAACGGCCGUCAAAAAAGAAAACGGGAAUGCGAUAUAUUCUCCGGCGAGUGGAUUCCAAACCCUGAAGCACCGUACUACACAAACACGACAUGCAGGGCGAUACACGAACACCAAAACUGCAUCAAGUAUGGGAGACCUGAUUUAGGUUUCAUGAAAUGGAGAUGGAAACCAAAAGAGUGUGAUCUCCCUUUGUUUGAUCCUUCCGAGUUUCUGGAGAUGGUUAGAGGUAAAAGCAUGGCGUUCGUUGGUGACUCCGUUAGCAGAAACCACGUUCAGUCUUUGAUCUGCCUACUCUCUCAGGUGGAAGAUCCCGAGGAUGACUCACGUCAACAAGACUUUAAUUUCCAGAGAUGGAUAUACAAAACCUACAACUUUACGAUUGCCACAUUUUGGACAACCCACUUGGUUCGCUCCGAAGAAACCGAAACCGGUCCGGCAGGUCCUAAUUCGUUUUACAAUCUAUACCUCGACGAACCUGCCCCAUCUUGGGCUUCCCAAAUCGUUGAAUUCGAUUACGUUAUCAUAUCCUCUGGACAGUGGUUUUUCCGACCACUCUUCCUUUUUGACAAACAAAAAAGGAUAGGAUGCUUGUAUUGUUACAUUCCCGGUGUCAGAAAUGUUGGGGCACAUUUCGCGUAUAGAAGAGCAUUAAGAACAACAUUUAAGACCAUUCUUGGAUUAGAGAACUUUAAAGGUGAAGUGUUUCUAAGGACAUUUGCACCUUCACAUUUCGAAGACGGGGAAUGGGAUAAAGGAGCAAUGAGACAGAGUUAG
Molecule: messenger RNA, 1047 nt
Organism: Capsella rubella
Lineage: Eukaryota; Viridiplantae; Streptophyta; Magnoliopsida; Brassicales; Brassicaceae
Product: protein trichome birefringence-like 20
Exons: 3
Coding region: 1-1047 (348 amino acids)
Cellular component (GO): Golgi apparatus
Molecular function (GO): O-acetyltransferase activity
Source: RefSeq, a predicted model, not a curated record